GGGACACUUAAUGAUGGAAGAAUUAUUGCCGUGAAACAACUAUCCGUAGCAUCCCAUCAAGGAAAGAGCCAGUUCAUAGCUGAGAUUGCUACUAUAUCUGCUGUGCAACAUCGUAAUCUUGUCAAAUUAUACGGAUGUUGCAUUGAAGGGAGUAAAAGACUUCUUGUCUAUGAGUAUCUAGAAAACAAGAGUCUUGAUCAAGCAUUAUUUGGAAAUUGUUUAACGCUCAAUUGGUCCACACGCUAUGAUAUCUGCUUGGGUGUUGCAAGAGGUUUAACUUACUUACAUGAAGAAUCACGACUCCGUAUUGUACACCGUGAUGUGAAGGCUAGUAAUAUACUGCUUGAUCAUGAGCUUGUCCCAAAAAUAUCUGAUUUCGGGUUGGCCAAAUUAUAUGAUGAUAAAAAGACCCAUAUAAGCACCCGGGUGGCUGGGACAAUUGGAUAUCUUGCACCGGAGUACGCCAUGCGUGGACACCUUACAGAGAAAGCAGAUGUAUUUUCCUUUGGUGUUGUGGCUCUAGAGUUAGUUAGUGGGAGGCCUAAUUCUGAUUCUAGUUUGGAAGGAGAGAAGAUGUAUCUUCUAGAAUGGGCUUGGCAGCUUCAUGAAAACAACUGCGUAACUGAUCUGGUAGAUCCUGGACUAUCAGAAUUCAAUAAGGAAGAAGUAAAACGCAUGGUGGGAAUAGCACUUUUGUGCACUCAGACAUCACCAACAUUACGGCCAUCAAUGUCACGUGUGGUGGCAAUGCUUUCGGGAGAUAUUGAAGUGAGCACUGUAACUACAAGGCCUGGAUACUUGACUGACUGGAAAUUUGAUGAUGUGAGUAGCUUCAUGACUCACAUUGCAACCAAAGCAUCAGAUACAAGUUAUUACAACUCAUCAGCAAGUACCAGCAUAGUUGGUGGUGCAGACCAUUCACCAAUAGAUGCUUCUAAAGCUAUCCUUCAUGAGAGUCUUGACGAGGGUAGGUAAAUAUUGAUGUAUAAUUUUGGGUUCUUGAUCAAGUGUGCAACUAUGAAAAUGGCACUUUGCUCCACAAGUUUUGUUUCCUUUUUUCUUUUACUUUUUCAUCGAGCGCUACUUUACUGUAAUGUAUAUGCUAGGUUAAUUUGUAAUGUAAGUAACCAUGUAAAUUAUCGUACAUUUUACUUUAACAGGUUGCAUCGAAUGUUAUCAUUCAA
Molecule: messenger RNA, 1184 nt
Organism: Gastrolobium bilobum
Lineage: Eukaryota; Viridiplantae; Streptophyta; Magnoliopsida; Fabales; Fabaceae
Product: probable LRR receptor-like serine/threonine-protein kinase At1g56140
Exons: 4
Biological process (GO): protein phosphorylation
Molecular function (GO): ATP binding; protein kinase activity
Source: RefSeq, a predicted model, not a curated record